Molecule: messenger RNA, 1290 nt
Organism: Apodemus sylvaticus (European woodmouse)
Lineage: Eukaryota; Metazoa; Chordata; Mammalia; Rodentia; Muridae
Gene: Zdhhc4
Product: zinc finger DHHC-type palmitoyltransferase 4
Exons: 8
Coding region: 170-1243 (357 amino acids)
Biological process (GO): peptidyl-L-cysteine S-palmitoylation; protein targeting to membrane
Cellular component (GO): Golgi apparatus; endoplasmic reticulum
Molecular function (GO): protein-cysteine S-palmitoyltransferase activity
Source: RefSeq, a predicted model, not a curated record
GGACGCGCCGGAAGUCUCGGGGAGCGCUCAGCUGGGGUCCGCCGGCCGCGGCUGACAGUUGGCCGGGCUUGGGCCAGUUCCAGCCUCAUGCAACCACCAUGUCGCCAGUUUUUUGUGUGCCAAUUUCACGGCGCUGCCCAAGCGGAGCUGCUAUCUGAAUUCUCUGUGGAUGUGGCAAAGGGGAAUGUACGCUAAAGCCUCCAGCAUGGACUUCCUGGUUCUCUUCUUAGUCUACUUGGCCUUCUUAUUGGUCUGUGUCGUCAUGAUCUGCAUCUUCACAAAAAGCCAGCGUUUGAAAGCCGUGGUCCUGGGAGGCGCACAGGUGUGCUCCUGUGUGAUCCCACAGUGCCUCCAGAGGGCCGCGCGGACACUUCUUCAUCAGCUCUUCCACACACGGAAUUUCCACCCCGCCUUCAUCGUCUUGCACCUGCUCUUGCAAGGGCUCGUCUAUGCGGAAUACACGUGCGAGGUCUUCGGCUACUGCUGGGAGCUGGAGUUCUCUCUGCCUUGCCUUCUCCUGCCCUAUCUGCUGCUGAGUGUGAAUCUGGUGUUCUUCACGCUGACCUGUGCCACCAAUCCUGGCACCAUCACUAAAGCAAACGAAUCAUUACUUCUGCAAGUCUAUAAAUUCGAUGAUGUGAUGUUUCCAAAGAACUCGAGGUGCUCCACUUGCAGUUUAAGGAAGCCAGCCCGCUCCAAGCACUGCAGGGUGUGUGACCGCUGUGUGCACCGUUUCGACCAUCACUGUGUGUGGGUGAACAACUGCAUCGGGGCCUGGAACACCAGGUACUUCCUCGUCUACCUCCUCACGCUGACGGCGGCUGCAGCCACCAUAGCCGUCCUGAGUGCUGCCUUUCUGCUCCACCUAGUGGCAGUGUCCGAUCUCUACCAGGAAACUUACCUCGAUGACUGGGGGCAUUUCCAGGCCGCGGACACUGUCUUUCUUGUUCAGCACCUGUUCCUGGCUUUUCCACGGAUUGUCUUCCUGCUGGGAUUUGUCAUUGUUCUGAGCCUGCUCCUGGCUGGCUACUUGUGCUUUGCUCUGUACCUGGCUGCCACCAACCAGACCACAAAUGAGUGGUAUAAAGGCGACUGGACCUGGUGCCGGCACUGGCCUCUGACGGCCGGGGCUCCCCCAGCCGAGCCCCAGACCCACCAGAACAUUCACUCCCACGGCUUUUGGGGCAACCUUCGAGAGAUCUUUCUACCUGCCGUCCCCAGUUACAAGGAAAAGAAGACAUAGAACGGGAAGUGUCCUGCUUUUGAAUACAGCACACGUCUGUUUGUCCA